GCAACUUUAUUGACACCGGAAACAGCGGCGGUAACAGACUGCACGUGUAUACGUAUUAUCUGAAGGUUAUAGAGAAACACCGGUGAGAAAUCUCAUCGUUUCACUGUAAGAGAACCACGACAUUUUAUUUGUAGUUGAAGAGGUCCCGGACUACAACACUGUCAUGGAUCCCAUGAAAGCGCAGCAGUUAGCGGCAGAGCUGGAAGUGGAGAUGAUGGCUGAUAUGUACAACCGGAUGACCAACGCCUGCCAAAGGAAGUGUGUCCCCCCGCUUUACAAAGAGGCGGAGCUGACCAAGGGCGAGUGUGUGUGCUUGGACCGCUGCGUGGCCAAGUACCUGGACCUCCACGAGAGACUGGGCCGCAAGCUGACUGAGCUCUCCGUCCAGGAUGAGGACAUGAUGAGGAAAGCGGCCGUGGGCAGUAGAUAAAGAUGAGACUGGGAUGAGAUGGGAAAUCAUAGCUAGCGUGGUUUUCCGAUAAAUUGGUCGAAGGUGAUGGAGGAGAACUUUGUGGGCUGCACCUUCCAAGCUCAUCAGAAAGUGGACUCGUAUGUUCAGCCAAAAGUGGACUUGAAAUAUGAAAUAUGAAACAUUGUCUGGUGUUUGAAAGCAAAGUGAGAAGUAAUAGUUGGAGACUGUCUUUUUUUUUUUUUUUUUUUUAAACCGUUCUCUCCGCCCCAGGACAGCACUUUCCAAUCCACCAAUCACAGGUGAGGUGCGUUCACUGACAUAACAGAAAACACGAGCAGGUGGCUCACAUGUACUGAUAUGGUAAGCUAGCUCUCGGGUACACGUCUGUUACUUUAUACAAGUCGUUUUCUCAACCCUGCUGAUGUUGUGUACAAUGAAUCCGG
Messenger RNA from Doryrhamphus excisus (bluestripe pipefish), 855 nucleotides. RefSeq names its product translocase of inner mitochondrial membrane 10 homolog (yeast) (gene timm10). The record is from RefSeq and is a predicted model, not a curated record. Gene Ontology annotation, biological process: protein insertion into mitochondrial inner membrane. Gene Ontology annotation, cellular component: mitochondrial inner membrane. NCBI's taxonomy places the organism in Eukaryota, Metazoa, Chordata, Actinopteri, Syngnathiformes, Syngnathidae.